Messenger RNA from Trichomonas vaginalis G3, 678 nucleotides. RefSeq lists its product as uncharacterized. The record is from RefSeq and is a predicted model, not a curated record. Bases 1 to 678 code for a protein of 225 amino acids. Lineage: Eukaryota; Parabasalia; Trichomonadida; Trichomonadidae. The transcript has a single exon.
AUGCCAGGAUAUAACCCUCAGAGAGCUUCAGGAAAUUACAUGUCUGGUGGCGAUAAAGGUAAAGAUUUAGCAAAUAAAAUUUUCAUCCAACCAAUUUCAGGUCCUAACAAAACAAAAAUUCAACAAAAUGCAGAAGCAUAUCAAAAUGAUGCACAAACUGCUCGACAGUCUAUUCAAAUUGAUCCAGAUCCUAUUAUUAAAAGAAUUGAUGAGCCAAUUAGAAACAGAUUACAAGCACAGUUACCAAUACAAGAACUCAAUUUCGUUUCUGUACAGGCUGAAGCUACAAUUGAAUAUAUGCAGCAAGAUAUUGAUCAAAUCGACACAAGAGUUAUUAGUACUAGCAAAAAAGUUGGUGAGAUAUCUCAAAAAAUCCGUUUACUACAAGGUAAAGCAGUUUCUCUCACUCAAACUACUGAAGCGAUCAAUGCCAAGUUAACUGUUUUAGAUGAUUGGUUAGACGGUCUUGAAGGUGUUGGAGGUAACUAUAAGAUGAGACUAAUCGAGUUUAUUGUCAAAAUGUUUACAUUUAUUUCUUCAUUAUUCCUUUUGUUAUGGAACAGCCUCAAGGCAAUGAAUCCUAUGAAAUGGAGAUUCAGAAAGGAUACUAAGAUUGAAACCAAACAAGAAAAAGACCAAGAUUCAACAACAGAUGAUAUGACUGAACCCGGUUCUUAA